UUCAGACGUCACAAGUUUGUUUAAAAAUAAAUAAUAUUUGUUUAUAUUUUUUAUUUAUAAUCAAAGAGAGUGAAAGUGAUGUGUUUUUGAACGGUUUUGGUUUUUUUCUUUGUAACUUUGUCUCACGCCGGCGGUCGUUAAGAAAAACCGCGUCUCAACAAAUUGCGGGAACCGACAAGUUUCUACCACUUUACCAUACAUUAUUACAUCAGUACGAAGAUAAACUUAACUGAUAGAUAAAUAUUGAAACACAACAGAAGAAAGCUGUGCUGCUAUUUCAAGAGGAUUUAAUACUUCGUGAAGAUAUACACAAAUAUAUAUUAAAAAACAUAACCUAGAAAUACUUAAAAGAAUAUGGUUGGGAAGGAACCAAUAAGAAAUUAAUAAGAAAGAUAUUGCAGAAAGAAGACCUUUGCUUAAAUAUAAGAAAUAACAGCGAAAAGAAAACCAGGACUAAUUAGAUGAUCUAAUGUAGCAAUUAAUAAUAAAAGACAAUUAGAUUAAAGCCGAAAAAAACGCAGUGAGAGAUUUAAAAAACAAUGGAGUUUAAAACAAAGAUUGUUACAUCAUUCAAUUAAAUUUGGACGCACAUGGGAGUUACAUAACUGUUAUAAAACAAACAAUGAAAUACAGAUGAAGACUAAUCGAUUUACUACGGAGAGAUAUGAAUCGAAAUUUUACAUGAACAGUGACCACAAAAGUAAAAGCGAAUUCACAGCUAUUAUUUAAUAGUGAUAUAACAUACAUAAAUAAUAGCUUUCUGCGUAAUUGGUGAAGUAAAGAUCGUAUCGGAUGAUAUCCCAUGAUGUUAGUAUUAUGUUCGCGUAAAGGUCAGAUGGUCACAUGGUAUUCAACAUGACGCGGCGAAAAAGUGUGUGUUCAAAGUGGACUUUAGUUUUAGUUUUAUUUGUGUGUCCGUUAGUUUACUCGCGACCUCAAGAAUCUGUACCGACUGAAUUAAGUUCCGAAGAAAAAACUACAGGUUCACCUCUAAGACAAGCUGAGCCAGAAACAUCAGAAGAGUCUUCAAAAGUCGUGGAGCUUCCUGCCGUUGUUCCAGACGCUAUCAGCACUUCGAGAAACGUUAAGACUAAAUCUCCACCAAUAGGCGACUCCAUCACGAAAGUGGCCAAUCAGCUAUUAGAUAAACCAACAAAUGAUUCGUCUGAUGCAGCAGUUCCCGACACAAGAGUUCCACCUAAAAUAAAAACACAAUUCAUUCAAAAGCAAAAGAUUAGAACAAGAAAUGAAGAUGGGGAACAAAACGAAUAUUCUCAUGCUGGUGUUGCAGUCCCUGUCACUAUGGAAGAGCUUGAAAAUGAAAAUAAAGUGCCUGCAGUUGAAUCAUCGACAUCCAAUGAAGGUAUUUCAACCUGGAUCUUAUUGAGUAAUCCACCAAAUAAGGAUAAUUCCACAACUGAACCUACCAAAAUUGAAGAUAAUAAGAAGCCGAAGCCUACCAAAAACAAAACUAAGAGACCACAAACAAAACCAUCAUUACCUAAAAGACCUAUUGUUGGAAGCACAAAUAAGUCAGAUUUAGUUGCAAGUGGAUCAGCUAUAAAUGAAAAUGUAUACAAUAAGAUUAAAGACACAGUGAUGACAAACGUGCAGAAAAAUAAAAGCAGUCCACCUCGAACCACAACCACAACAACAACUCCGAUUCCUUCAACUGAAACAACUGUUAAGAAAGAAGUAACUAAAGAACCAAGCGUGGUUAUCCCAGUUAUCAAAGUAACUUCUAAACCUGGCAAAAAGAAGGAAAAAAUCAAGCAUAAAACUAGUACUACGUUAUCUAUUCCAAAUGAAUCAGCAAUGCUACCCAUGGAACCAAAAGAACAAGAAAUUGAAUUGGAAGUUAGUACACCAGCGACUACUACGAAGAAGCCUAAACGAACUUCAGUGAAGAAGAAGACUAAAACAAAGAAACGCAAAACCUCUAAGCCUAAGCCCACUGCUGCAACGGCUGUGACAGCUGAACUUAAAACUGCAAAUAAAACGAAAUCUACAAAAACGAGUAAGAAGCCGACUACUGCUACAGGACCCUUCACAAGCCAAAUUUACAGUUACUUCUCAAGGGAAGUAAUGCCUUCUGUUGGUGUUGGAGUUAUUGGUUUAGCUGGACUAGUAGGACUUGCUAGCUAUUUCUUAUAUCCAUUCGCAACUCCCGUACGAAGAACCUUUGAAGUUGACAAAAAAGACGACAUUUACAGGAAUAACGCCGAAGAGUACGCUAACGAAGGCAAUGGUCAACCUGAAGAAGAAAUGUUAUCAACUGUAAUAGCUGGUAUGCCUGCGCAUGCAAAACAUAAGUUAAAUCCAUAUGCCGCACAAACCGCUUACACAAGCAGGUAUCCAGUUAAAAAAGAACAACAAGAUAUUCGAUACAGACACGUCGCACCAAAGUAUGAACCUAAUUACAAUGCCCACUAUCCUCAACAAAAAACAGGCAUUGCACAUGGCGCCGUUUAUAAUGAACCUCUGAAUUACCACCAACGUCCUCAGUAUGACACAAGACACGCUUAUACAACGCCUCAAUAUGAAACAAGGCACGCUUAUACUACAUCAUAUCCCGCCGUUGAGCCUAUAUAUGCUGCGCCACAGACAGGACCAUCAGAUAUAUCUUCAUAUGGAAGCGAUACCUCUGGAUCUGUUGUGUACGGUGUAAAACCAGCGGCUGAUACUGAUUUCAAACCAGUCUAUCCGUACGAUAAUCAAUUCUAUAGCGAAACUACAAGUAGUGCUGUAACACAUUCGCCAACAUCAAUGUAUCUUGGUUCAAACAAUGAGGCAGAGGAAUCCAAUAAUAAUCAAUACGCAGAUGAAACCGAAGAAGACGCAGAAAAUGGUGAUAACAAAUUUGUAGUGGGAAACGUGCCUAAAGAAUUAUCCGAUUCCGCAACACCAGCCGUUGUUCCUGAGCAUGGCCCAAGAAAGUUAAAUAGAAAGCGAAGAGGUAUUGCCAUUGAGGAAGUUUUGGAAGAAGCAAAGGAAAAGGAAAAGGAUGCUUUUCUAAGCAAUGAAAUUGAUGAUUCUCUCAACAUGAUCCCAAUGAAUCUGCCAUCAUUACAAUACGUACCAAAAGAAGAACAAAUCAAAGAAAAGGUAGUACCAAUUUACGCUGUUUCAGUAGAUCCAAAAGAAACAGAAGCAGAUACGACUACAAUGAGAAAUGACAUUGUAGAAAGCGUUUCAACAAUGCCUGUAGAUGAUGCAAAAAAUGACAAAUUCAGAAUAUAUGAAGUAUAUUCAACAGAUAAAAGUGCUGCUUUAACGAACGAAGUUUCCAAUGUCGAAACCGAGAGUACAUUUAACACAGAAACAACUACUGAAUUUAAAUCUGACGCAUCAACACGUACACCGUCAAAAUCACAAACUACAACCGCACGACCAACUCUCUUCCCAGAAAUAUUAACAUACCCUCCUCCUUCCAAUGGUUCCGGGUUCUUUGACUUUUUACAACGUCUCGUAGAUUUUAAAUAUAGGCUAGGAUUACAUAUUCUUCAAAAUACUUCCGAUUCCUUGAAUAGAUAUUUGCGAAGUAUGGAAGAAACACUACAGAGAGCAACUAAAAAAUCCCACUAGACUAAUUAACUGUACCUAUGGAACUGCAUUUAAAUUAGGUCGUAAUUUUAUCUAAUUCAAUUAGAUCUUCUAUAGUGUGUAAGGUUUUGGAGAGGAAACCCGCCUUUUACGAAAUUUACCUUAAAAUAAAACAUGCUUUUUUUGGCAUUGUUGUCUGUUUAUCAAUUUUGGAAGAUAUCUUAUGCAAGAAAUAGACUAUCAACGAACUUUAAAUAGUAUGUAUGUAUAGACGAUUUUUUUACUGCUAUCAAAAUUAAAAAAAAAAACCGUACUUCACAAUAUCAUUUUUCUUGUGAUAUGUUAUGUUAUUUCUGUAUGUCUUGACUCUUGCGUAGUUCUAAGAAAAUUUUGCGCAUCUUCAUGUUAUGUUUUCGUAUAUUGAUAUAUUUUCAGGAUGUUAUCCUCGAUUCAAGAUUGAGGGAAAUCUGCUGAUUAUAUAUGUAAUGUUUUAUACAUUUAAUGUUUCUCGAACUGAUUUUCUAUAUAACUAUUUUUAUAGAUUUAUAAUAAGAGGUCUAAUUAUGUACCUAUGUAUAUUAUAUUAUGGUAACCGUGUGUUAUCAAUAUCUCAUUAAUUAUAAUAUUUGUAAUAUUUAUACUUUCAUCAAUUAUUAGAAAAGUAUGAUAUUUUGUGUAAAUAUUGAAAUAUAUUUUUAUUAAAGUA
Molecule: messenger RNA, 4249 nt
Organism: Colias croceus (clouded yellow)
Lineage: Eukaryota; Metazoa; Arthropoda; Insecta; Lepidoptera; Pieridae
Product: cell wall protein DAN4-like
Exons: 4
Coding region: 844-3585 (913 amino acids)
Source: RefSeq, a predicted model, not a curated record